Molecule: messenger RNA, 294 nt
Organism: Clunio marinus
Lineage: Eukaryota; Metazoa; Arthropoda; Insecta; Diptera; Chironomidae
Source: the annotation of a GenBank genome assembly
AUGAAUUUUAUUGAAUCAUCAAAGCAGGCAGAUGAAGUGAAGAAAAGAAAAAAAAGAGAAGAAUUUGUCGAGUCAGAGUUGAGGUCAAAUCAGUCAAAAACUCAACUCACCGAAGAAAAGCGCAAACUAAUGGAACCCUCGCUUUCUUCUAUGAGCGCCUUUAGACGUGUCAUAAAAGUUAUCAAUACUCUCCCGGCUUUUUCCCCAACAGCUUGUGAAGCAGAAACAAAGCAAUGCCCCGUCAGCAAACAUGAAAAAUUAACUUCAAAGAGAACUCGUUGUGUACGACGAUAG